CUACCCACUACUACUACUGUGUGUCCUAGCGUGCUCGUUUGUCUUUGCAAGGAAUUUUAUUGCAUUAACCACAAUUCAUCGUGCGCUAGUGCGUAAAAAUGGGCCAGUUCACUAGUAUAUGAGCGGAUGCAUUCGAUACGAUAGGUUUGUGUCCUCGGGAAUUAAAGUUACCUGUCAUUUAAUGUCCAUGAAGAGAAGCUUUACUACUGCAGGAGAACAUUGGCGUUUUUCAAAGAGACCCAGAAAGACAUUUCCGAGAGAGAAUACCUAGUAUCGUCAGGAUGAGGUGCAAAAGUUUAGAAGCCGGGGGAGGGAAAGCUAGUGCUGCUACUGCUGCUGCUUCCAUUGCUGACAGCGGUCCUGCCCAAAAUGAACAUAUAGGGGCGGAAACAUCCGCAAACUUCGCAGUUCUCCGUUCCCCUUUAACGUCACCAAUAGAUCCCAAGGAAUACAGAGAUAUUCGUUUGCCUAAUGGCCUAACAGCGCUGCUCGUUUCAUAUUGCAGUAGGGCAGGUGAUCCUCCACCAGAAAAUUUAUCAGGAUGUGUUGUAAAAGAGGAGGAGGAAGAAGAAGAUGAGGCAGAAGAGGGGGAGGAUGAGGAAGAGGAAGAGGAAGAUGAGGAUGACGGUGAAGAUGUUGAGGAGGAUGAGGAAGAGGAAGAGGAGGAUGACGGUGAAGAUGAUAAGGAGGAUGACGAAAGUGAAGACGAUGGUGUAGAUGAAGAACUGGAAGAGCCUCGGGGAGGAUUUACAAAAGAAGCUGGAAAUACAACCGAGUAUUUGGUAAGUAAUACUAUUGUCAUUUUUAAUUAUGUAACUUACUCAGUAAUUAUACAGUUAUAAGGUGCACAUAUAGCC
Molecule: messenger RNA, 857 nt
Organism: Macrobrachium nipponense
Lineage: Eukaryota; Metazoa; Arthropoda; Malacostraca; Decapoda; Palaemonidae
Product: nucleolin-like
Exons: 3
Coding region: 282-842 (186 amino acids)
Source: RefSeq, a predicted model, not a curated record